Messenger RNA from Cryptotermes secundus, 1399 nucleotides. Its product is annotated as large neutral amino acids transporter small subunit 1. The coding region runs from base 59 to 1024 and encodes 321 amino acids. The transcript has 8 exons. Gene Ontology annotation, cellular component: membrane. Gene Ontology annotation, molecular function: L-amino acid transmembrane transporter activity. Lineage: Eukaryota; Metazoa; Arthropoda; Insecta; Blattodea; Kalotermitidae. Gene Ontology annotation, biological process: amino acid transmembrane transport. The record is from RefSeq and is a predicted model, not a curated record.
UGAUGGAAGGAGUGGGGGCUUAUUGACUGCAGUGAACUGCGUGAGUGUGAGGUGGGCCAUGAGGAUUCAGGGAUUAUUUACCGCUGCUAAGUUGCUGGCACUGGUGGCUGUUGUUAUAGCUGGUAUUGUCCACAUUGCAGGAGGAAACACGUCCUAUUUCAACGAGCCGUUUGACGGAGACUACAAUGUGGGGAGCAUUGCUGUUGCUUUCUAUUCCGGCCUGUUCGCCUUCGGAGGCUGGAAUUUCCUCAACUUCGUCACAGAAGAACUUCAGGAUCCAUAUAGAAAUCUCCCUCGAGCCAUCUGGAUUGCAAUGCCAGUUGUGACGUUGAUAUACUUCACCGCAAACAUGGCCUACUUCGCUGUCGUGUCCGGAGAAGAGAUGCUUUCUUCUCCUGCCGUGGCGAUGACUUUUGGCAAUAAGAUGUUCGGUGAACUCCGCUGGGCAGUUCCAGUGUUUGUGGCAUUAUCCACAUUUGGCGGUGUGAAUGGAAUUCUCUUCACAUCAGGUCGUCUGUUCUUGUGUGGUGCUCAGGAGGGACAUCUACCGUCUUUCUUCUCAUUCAUUCACAUACGCAACUUCACACCAGUACCUUCCCUCAUAUUCACUUGUCUGAUGUCUCUAGUUAUGCUGUGUAGCAGUGACGUGUUUGAACUGAUCAACUACUUCAGCCUCAUCCUGUGGCUCUCAGUAGCGGCAUGCAUCGUGGGAUUACUGUACCUCCGUUACAGUAAACCUAACAUUCCACGUCCAAUCCGGGUCCAUCUAGCACUGCCUAUUUCAUUUCUAAUUUGCUGUAUCUUUUUGAUAUGUAUACCAGCAGUGGUAGAGCCAGUAAAUACAGGAAUCGGGCUUGCAAUUACUCUGACUGGAGUACCAGUAUAUUACAUAUUUAUAAAAUGGAAGAACAAGUCAAAAGCAUACGACACAGUUUUCAAUAAGGUCACAUUUGCAUUGCAAACUCUGCUGGAAGUGGUUUCACCAGAAGAGGAAGAGAGAUUACUUGGACCUACAGAAACUUAGAAUUCAAUUUCAUACUCUGUAGAAACUGCAACAUUCCAUGUCAACUGGUCCAGAUUUAAGAGCACAUUUACCUAAGAUUAUGCCCAGAACCCACAGUUCAUUCUCUGCUCGAAGCAUCAAAUUGGCAAGUCUCAACACAUGGGAUAUUUGCUGUGCAUAAAUGUAUGUUCUUAAGAGUAUAUAAUGGACCACAAAGACAAAACAACUCUGUCCAGUGUGACUAAUGGAGUUUUUAUUACUUGAAAUCUCAAAGCCCUUACAUGUUUCGGUCCUUAUAGACCAUCAGAGUGAACAUCGAUACUUUGUUUUUUGGAAACUACUAUCACAAUGGGUGUUUUGGGUGUUAAAACACAUAUACAUACAAUGUUUGUAAUG